Molecule: messenger RNA, 1338 nt
Organism: Alosa alosa (allis shad)
Lineage: Eukaryota; Metazoa; Chordata; Actinopteri; Clupeiformes; Clupeidae
Exons: 7
Coding region: 500-1150 (216 amino acids)
Source: RefSeq, a predicted model, not a curated record
GUCACCAUAUAUUGGUCCUCUGGACCAUCAGGAUCCAAAUACUGGAUUUUUUAUUUUUUUUAUUUUUUUCAGUUCACAUUGUUCUCAUUUUCACUGUCUUUAACGUUAUGAGAUUGAAGCCUUCAAAACAUUAGUUGCACAUCUCAGCCACCAGGAGGCGUAGCAUCACUAGGAAAUCACAGGUUCACCGCUCUUUCUCGUUUUUUUUUUUUUCUUUAGAGAAAUUCGAUUGGGGAAGGCAUUUAACACACAUGUGACUGGUUUGUUUUAUGGGAGGUGACUGUUUUGUAUCCUUAUUGAGCACUAUACCCUGGCUUUGAGAUCUUUGGAACACCUAACCAACCCAUGGCAAUUAGUUGCCUAAUAAGUUACUUAAGCUAAUUUAAGUAAAACAAUGAAAUAUAUAUAUAAGAGUAUGAAAGGUAAGAGCACAUUUUAAACAUUAUCCUCUGUUUAUAAUUUUUAUAUUUGUGUGUUUAAUCAUGCAGGAACCUUGUCAAUGACAGUUCAUAUGUCUUUACAUGUGUCAUUCUCAGGGUUGUACUUAAUCACUGGAAUAUGUUUGGUCCUUUUCAUUGCCUGUUGCAUGAUUUAUGUGCAGAAACCUGACUUACAGCCCGCACACCUGCAAGGCAAUGUAAAUCCAAUCUUGAAAUGCCCCUCACAUAAAGGCUGCACCUUCGACCAGUUUGCAUUUUACAUCAGGAGUGGGGUGGCUAAUGUGGUGCCACCAAAGAUCUGCUUUCAAGGCAAAGUCAUCAUAAGUGCAGCAAAUAUGAACACAGGCCCAGGUUUAAACAUUGCGCUGUUGGAUAAUAAAACUGGCAACGUUGUGAGCAGUGAGUUCCACUUCCAAGGAUCAGAUUUGCUGGACUUUCUGAGAGGAAUUAUGCCGGGACAUAUCAUACUCAUCGCUUCAUAUGACAAUCCAGCAUCCAUGCUGACAGGUGAAAUCCGUGAGAUCUUUAUGGGACUUGGAAGCUCCAUUAUUCAAAGAGUAGGAACUCGUGAUAGUUGGGUCUUUGCGGUUCAGAAGGGUUCGAAAGAAAGACCAUUUGAAAAGUACAUUCCUAAUGAUGAGAAGACCAACACAUACAAGGAGUGGACCUACUAUAUAGAACUGUCAGGAUGCCUUUCCAAGAGGAUCUGAGAGAACUUCCCUUUGGUGACACCAACAUCUAUUAUAGCUUCCAGGCAUCCACCAAAAUAAACUGAAAUGGACAUUGUUUACAAACUUGCAAAAUGAUGAGUGCAAAAGAAAUGUGCUUAAAUGUGAAUGUUUCAUGUAGGGCUGUCAAAAUAACUGAUUAAUUUCGAUUAAUUAAUUUGAGAACUUGA